UAAACCGGCCAUCCGCUGCAAAAUCAGCAUCACGCUUGAGAAAGUUUGCUGUCCCCCCUUAUUCACAGAUCAAUGAAGACGCACAGGCUCAGUUAUACUUGAAGAAGUUUUUCAAGUGGGAAAAAAAAGAGUUAUAUUCAGGAGCAAGCUGACCACUUCUGGAGGUCCAGUUUUCUUUGAGGUCCAUAGCCAUCCAGAGCAGAGAUGCCGGUAGCGUUGGGAGGUCCUGUGGGGUACACGCCUCCGGAGGGCGGCUGGGGAUGGGCAGUGGUGGUGGGAGCCUUCAUUUCUAUCGGCUUCUCCUACGCUUUCUCCAAGUCGAUCACUGUCUUCUUCAAGGAGAUCGAGGUGAUCUUCGACGCCACCAGCAGCCAGGUGUCCUGGAUCUCCUCGAUCAUGCUGGCAGUGAUGUAUGGUGGAGGUCCCAUAAGCAGUAUCCUGGUGAACAAGUUUGGUAGUCGUCCUGUCAUGAUGGCUGGGGGCUGCCUGUCCGGCGCUGGUUUGGUGGCAGCCUCGUUUUGCAACACUGUGGGAGGGCUCUACUUCUGCGUGGGAGUCAUAGGAGGUUUGGGAUUAGCUUUCAACCUGAACCCAGCUCUGACCAUGAUCGGCAAGUAUUUUUAUAAGCGGCGUCCUAUCGCCAACGGCAUAGCCAUGGCGGGCAGCCCUGUGUUUCUGUCCAUCCUCUCGCCCCUCAACCGAUGGUUAUUCGACACAUUUGGCUGGAGGGGGAGCUUUCUCAUCCUGGGGAGCUUGCUGCUGAACUGUUGCGUGGCUGGAUCCCUCAUGAGACCCAUCGGCCCCAAGCCGACAACAGCCAAGCAAGUAGAAGCCGUGGAUGUUUCACAAGAAUCGGGGAAAGCUGCAGAAGCAGCCGUAGACCUCCUGUCGGAGAAGCCGAAAGAGAAGCUAACAGUGUACCAGAAGAUGAACCGCUUCAUUGAUCUCACCUUGUUCACUCACCGAGGCUUCUUGCUCUACCUGCUGGGCAACGUCACCAUGUUUUUUGGUCUCUUCUCCCCAUUGAUCUACCUCAGCAAUUACGCCAAGAGCAAGCACGUUGAUAAAGAGCGAGCAGCCCUCCUGCUGUCCGUUUUGGCCUUUGUGGACAUGUUUGCCAGGCCGUCCAUGGGUCUCUUAGCCAAUACCAAGUGGGUACGGCCCCGGGUUCAGUAUUUCUUUGCUGUUUCUAUCUUGUACAAUGGAGUGUGUCAUCUUUUAGCCCCCCACAUCACGACCGGUUUCGUGGGAUUCGUCGUCUACGCCAUCAUCUUUGGGUUUGCUUUUGGCUGGCUGAGCUCCGUCUUGUUUGAAACCCUGAUGGAUCUGGUGGGAGCCCAGAGGUUCUCCAGUGCUGUCGGUCUGGUCACUAUUGUGGAAUGUGGCCCUGUAUUGCUGGGACCUCCACUGCUUGGCUAUCUGCAUGACAUCUAUGAUGACUAUGCAUACACCUACUACGCCUGUGGAGUGAUCCUAGUCGUCUCCAGCGUCUUCCUGUUUGUGGGAAUGGGCAUCAACUACAGGCUGCUGGACAAGGAGCGCAAAGCCGAGUUAGAGGAAGAGAAGCAAGAGGCCAGGGAGGAAGAAACGAACACUGACGGCGCCAUCAAGGUGAAAGCCAUCAGUGACGUCCAGCCUGCAAAGACUGGAGCUGAUUUGAAAACGGAGGAGGAGAACAGCGUGUAACAGGAAACUGUUCAGCACUGGCAGUCUUCCUUUAGGCAGCCACUACCUUGUUUUGUUGUUGUAGUUUUAGGUGAAACUUGUAUAGCUAGUGCCUUCUUAAAAAUUAAAAUAAGUUCAGUUUGGGUGCAUUUGUAUAAGAGAAGCAAUGAUGCAUUCACCAUGCCCUCACUUCUGGGGAAUGUUCUUUCAUAAACUCUGCCAGAAGCUUUGGUUGUUCCAGAUCAAAUGGUCAUUUCAAGUUGACAUGGGUGCAUCCCAUGUUGCAUAUCGCUGACUUUUUAGCCCCUUAGGACCAAGUGAACAUUGCAUUUAACUAUAGCCUGCUGUAAAGAUUUAGAAUGUUGGAUUUUUUUAGUUUUUAUUUUUUUGAAAAUUAAAUGCUGAUUGGUCAAAGUCCGGUCCUUAAAGGGACAAGCGUUUGGUCUCCUGAAAUGUCCUGUGACCUUCCUUAUGUAGCCCACACUUUUUAGAUGGUGCUUCCCCAGGCAUGGAUUUUCAGGGUGCUCUGACACACACACGUGGCCUUUUUUAUUUACUGCUGUGAUCAUAGCUUGCGGCAGGACCCUUUUAACCCUAGAGCCUUUCUCUGUCAAUUAAACUGACGAUCGCUGCACCCUGACUGGAAACUCCAGCACCUGCAUCUGAAACAAGCAUCUUCAAGUUUGUUUUUUUGUUUUUUUUAAUGAAAGCCCUAUUUGUAAAACAUUUAAAAACAUGAUCUUGUUCUUGGUGAAAUGGUAUCCCUCUUAUGCAAUUGAGAAACGUGCUAGUAACUAGAAUAUUAAAUCCGUGAUUUGAGCCUUUUAUUUUGAGAACAAACACUGGAACGGUACCUCCUGCAUUAAAUGCUAAUUCCAACUUCCAAGAUGCACCCCCCCCGUCUGACAUGUCUGUAAACUGUGUGUGUGUGUGCAUUGCAUUGCAAGAGAAGCACACUGAGUAUUCACAGGUACAAAGAUAGAUCAUUCCCUAAUGUAGCCAUCAGGUUGUGAUCUGCAGUUUUUGCAAGUACGUUGUCACUUGUUUUAUAAAAAUGUCACUUUUUAUAUAGGCCUUUUUAUUAUUUAAAAGCGGCUGUUUAAUUGUUUCCUUUUUAAUUGCAUUCAUUGGCUUCUGUUAGUGCAAUAUUUUGCAAACAGAUGUCUUUGUACAUGUGCAUUACCAAGUUGUAAAGACAAUCUAUCUUGACCCCUGAACCGUUACUUUUUUUUUUUGAAAACUGCAUGCAGCUGCUUGUGAUGUCGUGCAGGUUGCUGUAACGAGACCCUGUGCAGAUCUGCAACAAUCUGCCUGACCUGGAAAAACGUGACCCCUGACCUUUCAACUGUGUUGGUUCCACCUGUUCUACCGUGCUGUGUAGUAAGAGCCAGUGGUUAGUCUUGCAUGACUUUUCCAGCACAGACAAUGAUCCGAUACAUACGUUCUUCUAGUAUGCACGAGGCAGAUGGGGACUGGAUUAAAUGCUGGAGUAACAGAACCGCUGUCUGUAUUGUGUGUCUUAACAGAGCAGAGACUGGGGCUGAAUAAAUGAUGAAGCUGAUAAAAUAGGACUGACUGCAAAACGGGGAGAAGUUUUUGUAAUUCAUUUUUCACCCAUGUAAAAUAUGUUUGUCUUUUUGAUUGGUUGUGCCUCGCUUUUUUCCUGUCCAAGUUGCACGGUCCGAUUCCCUACCAUUGCUCCGAGGUAAACGCUGAAUGAAUUUGUCCUGUUGUGCCUUCAGAUCAAUCGUUUUAAUAGGCCAGAAACAUCUGUGAUUCUUCAUUCCAGUUUUAGAUUUAAUUCUACCAGACUUCUGGGAUAUUUUUGUUUUUGGUGAAUUACAAAUCAAACAAA
Molecule: messenger RNA, 3520 nt
Organism: Polyodon spathula (Mississippi paddlefish)
Lineage: Eukaryota; Metazoa; Chordata; Actinopteri; Acipenseriformes; Polyodontidae
Product: monocarboxylate transporter 1-like
Exons: 5
Coding region: 205-1686 (493 amino acids)
Biological process (GO): transmembrane transport; monocarboxylic acid transport
Cellular component (GO): membrane
Molecular function (GO): monocarboxylic acid transmembrane transporter activity
Source: RefSeq, a predicted model, not a curated record